Messenger RNA from Perca fluviatilis (European perch), 1875 nucleotides. RefSeq names its product glutaryl-CoA dehydrogenase, mitochondrial-like. Lineage: Eukaryota; Metazoa; Chordata; Actinopteri; Perciformes; Percidae. Gene Ontology annotation, cellular component: mitochondrial inner membrane. The coding region runs from base 152 to 1477 and encodes 441 amino acids. The transcript has 12 exons. Gene Ontology annotation, biological process: fatty acid beta-oxidation using acyl-CoA dehydrogenase; fatty-acyl-CoA biosynthetic process. Gene Ontology annotation, molecular function: glutaryl-CoA dehydrogenase activity; flavin adenine dinucleotide binding; fatty-acyl-CoA binding. The record is from RefSeq and is a predicted model, not a curated record.
AUGACGGCAGAAUCAGCAUGGCACGGCCAGCUCAGCGUGCUUUACGUGAUGACGUCGGGUUGUGUUUUGACGUUCAGUGUCUCUGCUGCGCCGUCAACCUGAGUGGUAGGACAAGUGUUGUUGACCCACGUAACACAGACUCGUCUUCAUCAUGGCACUGAGAAGCGCUGUGGGUCGUCUCCUGGUCAACCCUCACAGAUCAUUAACCUUCCUCUCGGCUUCCAGAGCACACGGCACUGCGGCACCGGCCAGAUGGGAUGCAGAGAAGACUGAGCAGAAGUCUAAAGCACCGAAGGUCCAGUUCGACUGGCGCGAUGCCCUGGACCUGGAGGGCCAGCUGACGGAGGACGAGAUCAUGAUUAGAGACUCUUUCCGCACCUACUGCCAAGAGAAGCUCAUGCCUCGCAUCAUUAUGGCAAACAGAAACGAAGUCUUCCACAGAGAAAUAGUGUCAGAGAUGGGAGAGAUGGGGGUCUUAGGCCCAACCAUUAAAGGUUAUGGCUGCGCUGGCACCAGCUACGUGGCCUACGGUUUGAUCGCCAGAGAAGUAGAGCGAGUGGACAGCGGCUAUCGCUCAGUCAUGAGCGUGCAGUCAUCCCUGGUCAUGCACCCCAUUAACGCCUACGGCACCGAGGAGCAGAAACAGAAGUACCUCCCCAAGCUGGCUCGCGGAGAGACUCUGGGCUGCUUCGGCUUGACCGAGCCGAACCACGGCAGCGACCCAGGCAGCAUGGAAACCAGAGCCAAGUACAACCCAUCCAGUCGCACCUACACUCUCACUGGCUCAAAGACCUGGAUCACCAACUCCCCCGUGGCAGACAUCGCUGUAGUCUGGGCCAAAUGUGACGACGGAAAGAUCCGCGGCUUCAUCUUGGAGCGUGGCAUGAAGGGCCUCUCGACGCCGAAGAUCGAGGGGAAGUUCUCCCUGAGAGCCUCGGCCACGGGCAUGAUCGUCAUGGACGAGGUGGAGGUUCCCGAGGAGAACCUGCUGCCUAAAGUCUCCGGCCUCGGGGGUCCUUUUGGCUGCCUGAACAACGCUCGUUACGGUAUCGCCUGGGGCGCUCUCGGUGCUGCCGAGUUCUGUUUCCAUGCAGCUCGACAGUACACACUCGACAGAAUCCAGUUUGGCGUGCCGCUGGCAAGGAAUCAGCUGAUGCAGAAGAAGAUGGCGGACAUGCUGACUGAGAUCACCAUCGGCCUACAGUCCUGUCUGCAGCUGGGAAGACUAAUCGAUGCCAAAAAAGCGGCCCCGGACAUGAUCUCCAUGCUGAAGAGGAACAGCUGCGGUAAAGCCCUGGACAUCGCCAGGCAGGCCAGAGACAUGCUGGGAGGAAACGGCAUCGCCGACGAGUACCACAUCAUUCGCCACGUCAUGAACCUGGAGGCCGUCAACACGUACGAAGGUACCCACGAUAUCCACGCUCUGAUCCUGGGCCGAGCCAUCACAGGACUGCAGGCCUUCACUGUGGACAAAUAGACCCCAACAACACAAACCUGCUCUCAGAAAUACUGAGUCACGAGUCAACGCUGCUGCAGUUUGAAGAUUGAAGAUUUGAAGAAUAAAUUCUCAUCUGUAUAGUGACGUUGUUUGUUACCAAUCAGCUUUCUAGAACACAUAUAUAUAUAUAUAUAUAUAUAUAUAUCCGAGUGCUUUAUUGUGAGAGAAAGAAGCAAGUGUCUGAACUUGGUGACUUUUGCAAAGUGUAAUUAAUUCAGAAGUUGAUUUUUCAACUUAAAAAGGGCUAUUUUUGAUACUCUUACUCAGAAAUUUCUUCUCAGAGUUGUAUAGAAAAAGUCAAAUCCAUUGUUGAUACUGUUAUUAUGAAACAUAAAACAGCAUAAAUGCACUACACUUGUUUUGGGAUUGCAUGUGAA